GGGCGGGGCCGCAUCAGCUGUUCGCGGCGCGCCCGGCGGCGGCGGCCGCACUUCGGCUGCGGGGAGACGCGGCGGCGGCUCCCGGCGCGCCCGGACCGCUUCCCGGCCUGAAAUUCCUCUUGCUAGUCUUCCAUUCUGUUUAAUGCUUCGCAAACCAGAGCAAAGGAAGAGACAUGAAGAGUUGAAUUUCACUGCCUUGUUUGGAACUGGGUGGAAAUCCUGGAGAUGGAUCUCUUAGGAGACUGUCUUCCAAUUGGGUUAGAUGCACAGGAGCAAUGGACCGCCCCAGCUACCUGGAAGAGGAGUAUUCUAGCCUGGAUGGGCUGGACGAUGACGUGUUUCACUCUGAUGACUUUGGACUUGCAGGUCAGCCUGGUGAGAUGACUGCAACUGGCAUUUUCACACAGAACCAGUCCUACAGCUGCCUUCUGGGGAGGUUUCAACUAUUCCCCCUCACACACUGCUGUGGUCCCGGUAUCAGGCAUCCUGAGCAGCAGGACAAGGCAACUCAAACACUCAGCCCGUCCUCUUCCAGUCAGGAUGUUAUGUUGCCUUGUGGAGUCACUGAAGAGCCCCGGAGACUCUUCUAUGGGAAUGCUGGUUACCGUUUACAUGUCCCUCCAGUUGGCUUUGCAUUGGAUCCUCACCUCCAAGAGGAGCCUCAGGAAGGUCAGAGGGAAGCACGUGCCGAGGUGCAGAUUGCACGGAAGUUGCAGUGCAUUGCUGACCAGUUCCACCGGCUCCACAUACAGAGGCAUCAGCAGAAUAGAAAUCAAGUGUGGUGGCAGCUUUUUCUCUUCCUACACAACUUGGCCUUAAAUGCGGAGGCGAACAGGAACCACACUGGGCAGAGGUGAGCUUGGCCCGCCUGUUCCAGGCCGCAUCCAGUCUGCAGGGAGCACUGAACAAACACUGGUUCGGGGGCGAGACAUUGCACACCGCCGGCCGGAUGUGAGGACUCUGAAUUUCUGAUACUCGUCUUCAAGUUUGGGGUUUUUUAUGGACUCUUCUUUGCUGCUCCCUGCCUCGUGAGGCAGGGAGCUCUUGUCCAACACUGUCGAAGGAAAGCCAGAAUGUGGGUGUGUUUGGUAAAGCUUGCUGCUGGUUCCCUGCGCCGGUGACCUCUGUGCAAGGGAGGCAGGUAUUAGACUAACGGCCUCCUCUGCCCUGUGUUAGUCAAUGGUAGAGUACAGGAGCGUCAUUUUGGCUGCUAGUUAAAAAUGAUGUCUGGGAUUGAUGACUCUAAACAUACUUCGGGUAUCUUCCAGAGCAGAGAUGCUUGAUUCCUCCACAAAGAAAAUUCUGUUUUACAGUGAAAACAUUCUAGUAGCUUAUAUCCAUCAGGUUACUUGCUUUCUGCAUGGAUUACUGUUUAUUUCAUUGCACACUGUGUGAGAGAAAAUUACAAAGAAAUCUCAUCUCUUCAAUCUUUCCAUUGGGCACCAGUUGCAGCUCUCUCACAUGAUGUUGUUCUUUGUUACUGCCAUCAAUAGACAAAAUCAUUUCAUUAGAACAGACUUAAAAUUAAACCUUUCUGAGGUUGCUGGUAGCUGUUGGUUUCUGCCAGUGUUUGCUUCCAAUUCAGUGUUCACAGUGCCCGUGAGCCAGCAUGAAGCCAAACCCCAUGGAAUAUGACACAAGUGUCAUUCUGCAAUGCUAAUGUAUAUGUUUCUAUUAGUUUUAUGAUUUGAGUUUAUUUUGUUUUGUUUUUCUCUUCUCUUUUCUUAUUAUAAUGUGGUUGGUCAGGAAGGCUUAGGUCCCAGGCAUCUGAGUUUUGUUUCAAGAUUUGACAGGGAAAUUAAUUAGCAACUAGUCUGACAUGUACACUGUACAAGCAGUCUGUCUGUUACUCUAGUAUGUAAUGCUUGGAGGCUGCUGUAAGCAUAUAUUGACUAACAGCAGUAAUGUUAUUUCAAGGGAGAUCAUCUAAUAGUUCCUGGUUUGUAUGCACUCAGAAGUUUGUCCAUAUGACUGACACUAUCGGACCAGCACAGGGAAAUCACCCUGCCGAAAGGAAGUAGCCUUAAAUAUUGACAGCUACUUCUCUGUAGCCUUAAAUAUCAUUAGUUCGCAAACCUAAUGACAACUAGGGUAAAACGCAAACAGAAAAGCAAUACAGACUUUAUUUUCUUCAGACCAUUACCAUAUUGCCUCUGCGCUUUGUUGGAUGGCUCAAAUGAUGAAACCAGCAUGAGGAAGGGCUGUCCAGAGAGUUGCUCUUCAGUCCUGUUACAAAUGUCAACUUCAGGUGUUGAGGAGUUCUUCUGCUCUUAGUCCCCUCUGAAAAAUUAGCAUUACUGUAGGGGAAGAGUAGUUUACUUGCACAUAAACGCCUUCUCCUCCACCCCUCUCUGCAUAUCCUCCUCUAAUUCAUGCUUUCUCUGGUAUUUGUAUAGUCUCAUCAUUGCACUGUAGUGUCUGGUAACAAUUUGCUGAACACAGUUAAAUUUGGACUUUCUCCCUCCCUCCCGGCCCUAUUCUCUUGAUUUGCAUGCUGCUCUGCUGUGACAAAGUGUGCUUUAGCUCCUUGAAAGAGGUCCUCAAGCCUUUUUUCCCUUUCGUAUAUUCACAGUCACUCUCUUUCAACAUAAGGAGAGUUUAUGUGAGAGAAACUUUUUUCUCCUCUUACUUAAAUUUUCUAGCUAGAGCUAGAGUAAUGUGUUUGUCCAUGAUGGUUAAUAAUUCAUGUAAAUGAAUUUCAAGUAAUA
Molecule: messenger RNA, 2708 nt
Organism: Cuculus canorus (common cuckoo)
Lineage: Eukaryota; Metazoa; Chordata; Aves; Cuculiformes; Cuculidae
Gene: BMF
Product: Bcl2 modifying factor
Exons: 5
Coding region: 276-857 (193 amino acids)
Biological process (GO): apoptotic process; negative regulation of autophagy; positive regulation of apoptotic process
Cellular component (GO): myosin complex
Source: RefSeq, a predicted model, not a curated record